AUGCAUCCCUCUUUGGCGCCUCAUCUUCAUGGCGACUGCCUAGAAAUUAUACAGCAACUGCAUCGCUGUCACGAACAGGUUAGUAGUUAAACGUGUUGCGCUGUAAACACGUGCCUGCUUGGCCAUGUUCUUGUGAUGUAUACAAAUUUUUUUUUCGCCUUUCUUUGCAGCAUCCUGUUGGGAAAUUCCUAGGCGAGUGCAAUGAUAUCAAAAGAGCAUUGAACAGAUGUUUAAAAGAGGAGGUAUUUAAGUCUUUUUUAUCUGAUAUCCAUUUCUCUUCAUUAGUUGAGAGGAGAUGUGUUAUGUAAUUCUAACUGUGAUUGUGAGGACGAAAUUCUCUGGUUUUGUCAUAUGGUAAUAUUUGUAGUAGAAUUUUUCUAAAAAGAGGUUUUUUAAUUUUGAUUUUGAACAUUGUCAGGGGUGUGAAUGAUAAAUCAGUCAAUAAAUAUGUUUAUAAAAAUUAAUAAUAAUGAAUAAAUUGAGUGGUUGUUCAUCCAGCCCCGACUGAAUUGAGUAACAAAGUGUGACAUAACAGAAAUGAGAAUUUGUGAAAUUAUGGGAUUUGUUGUCAUCCUCUAUGAGACCAAGAUGAAAAAUGCUUCUGUACCAAAAAUCAGUGUGUUUGCACCAAUUGACAGUGAGAUACUACAAUCUUAGACAAAAACCUUGAAACACUUUGGAAAAUUCUGCUCCCUUUUGUUUUCCCCCUCCCUUUUGCAAUGUUGUUGUAGCCACGCAACUUUGCAAUAACAUCUCAACAUUGCAGGGGGAAAGGGAUGUGCAUAGGUGUUUCAGGGAUUUUUGGCGAGGAUUGUGUGAGGUGUAAAAGGCCAUCUGGUUAUCAUUACACGCUAUUCAGACGUGGCGGCAUGCUCGAAGAAACAGCAAGCGUGACCUAUAGCAUAAGGUGUUUUGAUUUUAAGGGCUUUAAAUGUAUGACGAGAAUUUCUUUCUUGGCAAUCUUUACCGCUCAAAUUUUCGAGAACUGUUUCUCAUUUCAAGAGAAAAAAUUACAAUACCAACUUUAUUCAGAACAGGGAGCUAACCAAGAAGACAAGGGUUUGGCCAACAUUACUAAUUUCCAACAGCGGACCCAAUGCAGUCAAUGCAGAAUUGUCUAAGACAUGAUAUCAAUGAGAACUGAUUUAAAUCCAAUGGUGAACAUAUUUUAAUUAGUAAGUGGAGGCUUGCAUGCCAAAUGCGAGAGAAAAGUAAUUUUUCACAGAACGGACAAAAUGGAAAUGAAAAAUACAAUUCUUAAUACCUGCAGUAUAGACAAGAAAAAAUGUAAUAAAACUCGAUGGAUAACCGUAUGCAGCGCCGAAUGGAAAUUCAGGAAAUUCAAGGAAAGAAAACAAAUUAACCCGAUACUGAGCAACUCACUGAGUUCUAUUUAAAUAGAACUCGGCCCGAUAUAAUUGCGUGAUGCAUCUGUUGCGUACUGUAAACAGUCAUCGGUUAACCCCCCGUGUNGUAUGCAGCGCCGAAUGGAAAUUCAGGAAAUUCAAGGAAAGAAAACAAAUUAACCCGAUACUGAGCAACUCACUGAGUUCUAUUUAAAUAGAACUCGGCCCGAUAUAAUUGCGUGAUGCAUCUGUUGCGUACUGUAAACAGUCAUCGGUUAACCCCCCGUGUUAACACCACGGUUUACCGUUGUUUUUUGCUGUUAUUCUGUUUCAAAUGUGUGUUUUGUAGCUUAAAAAACGGUUUGAUAUGAAGUUAACUAAAAUUAAUAUCCAACCCAACUGUUAAGUUCAGAUCUGGCCACAGCGUGAAUUUCAGGGUUUUUACAACAGUUAACCAUACUGUGUAAUAAAAUAAAGAUGUCAACAGCGUUACUUUCAUAUUUAACAACGGUAAACCAUUGACCCUUUUCUCCUCGUGAGCAGACCGCAGUAGAAAGUAACAGUCGUACACUUUGGAAACAAUGCUGUUAUUAAAGACGUUACGUGUCUGCAUUUGUUUGCAGAUAUAAAUACGUGCUGCGACUUUUUGAAAUCCACUGACACCGAAAAAACCUAAUGGUAAACCGUUUGGGUAAACCGUGGCCUGUGCACAUUACACAGCACAAGCAUAACGGAAUUAAUUUGGGGCAAGUCCCAUUUCAAUAGAAAUACUGCCAGUUCUAAGUGACCUGCCUAACAUUUACCUUCAGAAAUUACUCUUAUCAAGGAAAAAAUACUUCUGUAAAUUGGCUGUUCUAGCAAAGACAUUUCUUGUGCUAAAUCUAUGCAGGUCCUAGCACAAUUACACUGUUCUAAUGCGACAGAACAGCUCACAACUGCAAAUUCUGCUCGAAUACACUCACUCCCUUUCAAGUGAAAAUUUCUUUUCAACACAACUCUUCUCCUUAGACACUUCACCUUCUCCUCUCACAUUGAGAAAAAAAAAAUCCGCAUAAUUUAUCGAACUUCAACAAACGUGUACAUCAUCAUUACAAUAGAUGUUACAGAUGCAAGGCAGGCGCGUAGUCGCCACUAAAAAUGUUUAAGUCUUAUUUGGCAUUUCUUGCGCACGCUCCGAAAAUUUCCCGCCACUUCAGACAAUCUUAGACAAAAACCUUGAAACACUUUGGAAAAUUCUGCUCCCUUUUGUUUUCCCCCUCCCUUUUACAAUGUUGUUGUAGCCACGCAACUUUGCAAUAACAUCUCAACAUUGCAGGGGGAAAGGGACGUGCAUAGGUGUUUCAGGGAUUUUUGGCGAGGAUUGUAGCAUCCCUAUGUUCUGACAACUGCAUGCAAAUCCUUCAAAGGCCAAUUUUAGAGGAUUUGUAUGGAGUCUUAAAUAACUAUCUCUGUGCACGUAUUAGGUAUAAGCAGCAGGUCUGAGAGUAAAACCUCACCAAAUGCUUACAUGUAAAAGUAAAGGGAGAGUGGCACUAUACUGGCCCAACAACCAACGUGUACCAUCUCUGAUCACAAUAAUUAUUGACUCUAUCAUUAGUCCGGGUAGUAAGCAUUUCCACGCAAGUUAUUGCACAUCUGCAAGAGCUUUCACAAUAACUCAAGUGGAUGAGUAAUAACUACGGCUGAAAUGGUUGCUACACAGGCUACUUGCCAAUUCUGAUCCACACUUUAUUUCAAUAAUAAUUUAAUAUUGUUAGUUUUAUACUUGACUAUAUCCCCUGGGGUGACAGGCAAGGCUGCAUGUAGUAAUCAUGAUGCUAAGAACAUGAUGUCUCCAAAGGAGACAGGUCUUACUCAUGCAACAUUUAUGGUUUUUUUACAUUGUUCCUUUCUUUAUUACAGGAUUUAAGAAAAAGAAGGAGAAACCAAGAGGACGCAAAAAGAAGGAGAAAGACAUUACAAGAUUUGUGUUCAGAAAAACAGGAAUAA
Porites evermanni is the source of this 3335-nucleotide messenger RNA. Lineage: Eukaryota; Metazoa; Cnidaria; Anthozoa; Scleractinia; Poritidae. The record is from the annotation of a GenBank genome assembly.